Arachis stenosperma is the source of this 1847-nucleotide messenger RNA. RefSeq names its product aldehyde dehydrogenase family 3 member F1. Gene Ontology annotation, molecular function: aldehyde dehydrogenase (NAD+) activity. The record is from RefSeq and is a predicted model, not a curated record. Lineage: Eukaryota; Viridiplantae; Streptophyta; Magnoliopsida; Fabales; Fabaceae. Gene Ontology annotation, biological process: aldehyde metabolic process. The transcript has 10 exons. Gene Ontology annotation, cellular component: cytoplasm. Bases 43 to 1503 code for a protein of 486 amino acids.
GUGGUUGUUUGUCAUACUGAGGAGAGUGGCUAAGUGGCAAUAAUGGAAAUUAACGGUGAAUUUUUAGAAGAAAGCGUGAGAGAGUUGAGGCAAUAUUUCAGAAGUGGAAGCACAAGAAGUGUUACAUGGAGGAAGAACCAGCUCACAGCUCUUCUUGAUCUUGUUCACAAGAAUGAAGAUGCCAUAUCUGAAUCUCUUUACCAAGAUCUUGGGAAGCAUCCUGUUGAAGCUUUCCGCGAUGAGAUUGGUGCGAUUGGGAAAUCAGCCACCUAUUCCUUGAGCUGCGUUGAGAAAUGGAUGGCCCCUAAAAAGAGUGAUAUACCUUUGCUUUUCUUCCCAGCAAAAGGAGAAGUAUUGGCAGAACCACUAGGUGUGGUUCUCAUAUUUUCUUCUUGGAACUUCCCAAUCAUGCUGGCAUUGGAUCCAUUAAUCGGUGCCAUAGCUGCUGGAAACGUUGUUGUAAUAAAACCUUCAGAGCAAGCUCCAGCAUGCUCUUCAUUUCUUGCAAACACGAUUCCUCGCUACUUGGACUCUAAUGCUAUCAGGGUCUUUGAGGGAGGUGCAGCCGUUUCUCAACAACUUCUGCUACACAAAUGGGACAAAAUAUUCUUCACUGGAAGUCCACGGGUAGCAAGGUUUGUGAUGGCGGCCGCAGCAAAGAACUUGACUCCGGUUACUUUAGAGCUGGGUGGAAAAUGCCCAGCUAUUCUUGAUUCACUGACUAAUCCUUCAGAUUUUAAGUUGGCGGUGAAAAGAAUCGUAGGAGGGAAAUGGGGACCUUGCAGCGGACAGGCAUGCAUUGGGAUAGACUAUGUGCUUGUUGAGGAGAAAGUCUCUUCUCAUUUGGUAGAACUGUUAAAGAAGAUAAUUAGAAGAUUUUAUGGGGACAAGCCAUUAGAGUCAAAGGUGAUUUCCAGAAUAGUAAACAAGCAGAACUUCACGAGACUCUGCAAUCUUCUUAAAGAUCCUCUUGUUGCAGCUUCCAUUGUUCAUGGUGGCUCGGUAGAAGAAAAACACCUGUUCAUUGAGCCCACAAUCUUACUUGAUCCUCCGUUAGAUGCUGACGUAAUGACUGAAGAAAUUUUUGGUCCAUUGCUUCCCAUAAUCACGGUGAAUAAAAUUGGGGAAAGUAUCGAGUUUAUCAAUUCAAGGCCAAAACCGCUUGCCAUUUAUGCCUUCACCAAAGAUGAGACUUUAAAGAGAAGGAUUCUUACAGAAACUUCCUCUGGGAGUGUCACAUUUAAUGACACAAUGGUUCAAUUUUUAUGUGAUACACUACCAUUUGGAGGUGUUGGGCAAAGUGGUUUUGGAAGGUACCAUGGGAAGUAUUCUUUUGACACAUUCAGCCAUGAAAAAGCAGUAAUGCAUAGAAGCCUAUGCCUUGAAAUUGAGCCAAGAUACCCUCCUUGGAGCAAGUUCAAGCUAGAAUUUCUCAGAUUGGCAUACAAACUUAACUAUUUUGGACUAUUACUCCACAUCCUGGGUUUGAAAAGAUACAAGUAGAUCAAGUUGAUUUCAUGAGUACACAAGUGAUAUAUGAAGAUAUACUUGAGUGUAGUCGUACCAAAUUGACAUUCUUAUCUGGGUAUAAUCAACUUAUUUUUAUAACCUACAUUUGUGUAUUUAGACUACGGCCGGCAAACAUGGCGAAAUUCGUUGGGCCGGCUCGCGUAAUUCGCGAAAAAAAGUGAGUCAGGUUAAAAAUUUGAGAUCAUUAUAAUAAGAAAGACAGUCUAACCUGCACCGUCUAAUCGACAGGUUUUGGCGGAUUUUAGUGGGGCGGAACAAGUUUUGCCCUUUAAGAUAAUAAUUGAAUUGGAAUGUUAUUUUUAUAUUUGUAUUUGAAA